Molecule: messenger RNA, 1395 nt
Organism: Brugia pahangi
Lineage: Eukaryota; Metazoa; Nematoda; Chromadorea; Rhabditida; Onchocercidae
Source: the annotation of a GenBank genome assembly
AUGGACGCAACUGAUUUUAAUGCUGUAAAGGAUGAGUACCUAUCACUGCUCACUGCACCAGUAAAUGUACAAGAAAAUUUGGAUGUUGUACAAGAGGCUUCUGACUUGAAUUGUCAUGGAUUUGAUAAUAAUUGUCGAUGGUCCAAUACGAAUGAAGAUGAACUGGACUGGAAAGUGUUGCUGUCCACUCCAGAAGCAGAACCAUGGAUCAGUAUGCUUCAAACAACUCAUCAUCCAGGUCAGACAAUAAUCCAUACGGUAUAUAACCUCGAUCCAGAUGCAUCAGCAGCAGUACUUCUAUCCGGUAAUCACCGUACAUGGGGUAGUGGACAACUUGUUUCCGAUUUGUUGCCAUGUAUUAUAUUACCACUGCAACUCACCGCUACAGUUUGGCGAUCCUCUUCAGAUGGAUCAUUUCAACAACAACCAAAUUUACAGAUUUGUAGUCGUAAUACCAAUAUCGAUCAAACCCAUUCAAAUUGCAUCUUGUUUCCUAUACAAAAUGGCAUGCCGGUUACUGUGAACAUACCCGAACCACGUGAUCCCACUACACCUGCCCAGAUUAUUUUAGUGGGUGAUAAUUUUGUUGGAAAAUAUGGCGGUGCUAUAUUUGUACAGGAUAUCACUGUGGGUGGUAAUCUUGUACCAGACUGCAUCAUAACAACACCACUUACAACCAAAAAUUUCAAUAAACCACAGCAACAACAAGCUAAACGAUUGAUUCCUUUGCAUAACUUCCAAGAUUCUAGCAACAGUCUUGUUGAAGUUCAAGAAUUAGGUUCCACACAAAAAAUAUCCAAUCUACAGCAGUCAUCCAUACUACAGUUCGCAUCACCUUUAUUAGCAGAUUCUCUAAUGGUUGAAUGCUUGAAACUGUCCUGCAAUCCUGCUGGUAAGCAUUAUGAAUCUACAGAGAAAUACUGUGGAUGGCAAAAAGGCAUUUCUGGAUGGAUGGCAUCGACAGGAACUGACGGCUUUUCAAAUCCGUUGAGCGGUAUUAUGGUACCACCUGUUGGAACGAAUUCAUUCCUUGUAGCAUCUUAUAACAGUAAUUCCGAAAAUUCUAUCCGACAGAUUAUCAGCCCGAUGCUAAGUAUUUCAACCUGGGCACAACCAGUGCACUUCUGCUUCUAUGAAUAUUUUGCUGUUGAAGGAGCACGCUUCACAAUGUGUACAGAUGAAUUUAACAAAAAAUGUUUUUACUCAAAAACUGGUAUCCCUAAGGAUGGCCAUUUACAGGAAAGCAGACGAUGGAAUUUUCAAUGCACCGAACUGCCGACUGGAACGUAUAAGAUAUAUGUUUCGGCUGAAAACAAUGGUCCAAAUCAAGGUGAUAUUGGUUUCGUUCCAUUACGAUUGAGUCGAGAUCUGGAUGGAAACGAUCCUAUCUGCUGA